Molecule: messenger RNA, 945 nt
Organism: Coccomyxa subellipsoidea C-169
Lineage: Eukaryota; Viridiplantae; Chlorophyta; Trebouxiophyceae; Coccomyxaceae
Exons: 9
Coding region: 1-945 (314 amino acids)
Cellular component (GO): membrane
Source: RefSeq, a predicted model, not a curated record
AUGGCUGACACCGACAAACAAGCGAAGGGACCAGGUUACCCUCAGUAUCCUCCACAGCAGGGAUGGGGCCAGGGACCAAAUCCCUCACAGGCCUACCCACCACAACAGGGCUAUGCUGGCCAAGGCUACCAGCAAGGCUAUCCGCAGCAGGGCCCUCCUCCAGGGUACCCAGGCUACAGUGGGCCAGCGGCCUUUCAGCAGCAGGCGCCGCCGCCGCCGCCGCAGCAGCCCAACUAUGACUUGGAAGCUGCUCAGGCUGCCAAGUGGGCGGCUUCCUUCAGGGAUGAGGCUGUGCGGCGCGGCUUUGUUCGCAAAGUGCUGUUCAUUGUGACCUGCAUGCUCGCCUUCACAGUCGGCUGCUCGCUCACCUUCUUCUUCGUGCACCCCUUGAAGAACUAUGUGCGGCACAACCAGUGGCCCUUCUGGCUGUCCUGGGGCCUCUCGCUGGUCGCCAUCAUUGCGCUCGGCUGCAGUCGCACCCUGCGCUAUAAGGUCCCCUACAACUACCUCUUCUUGACGGCGUUCACAGUCAUCUUCGGCUUCCAGAUAGGCACGGUCACUUCCUGGUGGGAUACUCAGGCGGUGCUCAUAGCACUGGUGGCCACUGGCGGGGUCGUUGCAGGCUGCUUCCUUGUCGCCUUCUGCACAAAGCUGGACUUCACCAAGCUGGGAGGGUACCUUGCAAUCGCUACGCUGGUGUUCAUGGUGAUGAUUUUCAUUGGCAUCUUCUGGACGCGCAAUGUGACCUACCUGAUCAUCGGCAUCGUGGGCUCCAUUCUUUUCUCGGUGCACCUGAUCUACGACCUGCAGCUGAUGAUGUCGGGGAAGAGCGUGCAAGUAUCGCCGGACGAGUACAUCAGCAGUGCUCUCUCCAUCUUCCUGGACAUUGUCAACAUCUUCCUCAUGAUCCUCGCCAUCAUGGGAGGCGGCGGUUGCAACAACUGA